AAAAUAAAUAAAUAUGACUCAAUCGCACACAACCUUGUAUUUUGGAACAGUCUUCUUUAAUGAUCUUCAUCAGAUUGAUGUUCCAAAAACUGAACAUUACAAAUACUAAUGAAAAUAGAACAAAAAUAUGCAAAUACUGAAUAUGUUUGAAUAUAAAAAAUAAAUUUUUCAUUCUGCUACAUUGCUAUGAUGUGCACAAAAAAGACAAUAACAAAAUGUACAUUGUGAUUUGUUGUGUGGACCUCAAACUAAGAUUUCCAAGCACUAGAUAUCAUGUUUAAGUCCUCAUAAUUGACACAGUUUCCCUUACAUAUUGAUUCAUAGAUUUUUGAGGGGCCUGCUUGUUUCUGAUAUACUUAAUAAACCUUUUGUUUGUUGUUGCUGUGCAAGGUUUUGUGCGAUUGAAUGAUAUACUGUAGUGAUUACUCUAUGAAUUAAAUAAAUAUGAACAAUGAAUUUAAAACAUUAAUAGUUUAUUUAACUUAAAUUUUUCUUUCAGACAACAUGAUGCAAAAAUGUAAAAUCAUGAAUGUAUUGGUUCAGUGUGAUGAUUAUUUACUUGGUAUUAGACCAUUGAAAUGUGAAUCAAAAAUGAGUGAAUUAUACAGUCUUCUCUCAGUAGUCAACUCUCCAUUUGACUUUCUUUGCAGUACAUUGGGAGUCAAUUCCCUCUCUGAAAUAGAUGCCCAAUUAACAAAGAAUUUUAAACAUAAUAAAAACAAUUUACCAUCACCAGGAUUUUCUUUAUUAGAAUCUUAUCAAAAUUUAGAUAGAAAGAAAUGUGAUGAGGAACUUCCCACUUUACUUCAUUUUUCUGCUCGUUAUGGUUUAAAAGAGUUAACUUCACAGUUGCUCCAAUGUCCAGGAGCGACACAAGCUUGUGGUCUGCGAAACUCUAGAGGCUUAAUUCCUUCACAGCUAGCCUAUCAUGCAGGAUACAAUGAUAUUUCUAAACUGUUAGAUGAUUUUAAGGUUUCUAAGGAUACCAACAAUGCUACUCCCACCAAAUAA
Centruroides sculpturatus (bark scorpion) is the source of this 1011-nucleotide messenger RNA. RefSeq names its product phosphoinositide 3-kinase adapter protein 1-like. The coding region runs from base 505 to 1011 and encodes 168 amino acids. The record is from RefSeq and is a predicted model, not a curated record. The transcript is spliced from 3 exons. Lineage: Eukaryota; Metazoa; Arthropoda; Arachnida; Scorpiones; Buthidae. Gene Ontology annotation, cellular component: cytosol. Gene Ontology annotation, molecular function: fibroblast growth factor receptor binding; transmembrane receptor protein tyrosine kinase adaptor activity.